AUGAGGGCCUUUAUGCUUGGCGAAACCGCGGCUUUGCUGCAAUGCGAAGAAGGCUGUCGCAGUUGCUGCGCUGCAGCGGGAUCCCAGGAGUCCGAGCGUGACAGCACCAGAGGGGACCCGACGAGCUUUUGCGCACGUACAUGGGCAUCGAGUCUCGGAGACUGGGCAUCCAGACAAGCCUCCGAAUUUCAAACGCGGACGUCUGAGCUGUUUAGCUGGGCAUCCAAGGAGGUGCAGCCCUACCUCGAGUUGGUGUGGAAGUGUUGCAUCUUCUACCUGGACUUGGCUUUAGACGUGCAAGCGAUUGUUUUCUUCAUGAGCUCUCAUGAAUUUCAGUUUGGACUUGUGAAUCUGCUUGGCAUCUUGCUCUCCAAUGUGUACACCUUUAUUGACAUGCGGCUUGCAGUGGAUACUGCAGGAGCAGAGGCGUCGGAAGCUCUCACAGCGGGGUACCUCGUGCCUUUCAAUUUGCACUAUCUGUAUCUCACUGGAGUGACCUGGGCGUCCUGGCGUAAAGAGGCACCUGUGGUGAAAGGGAAGCAUCCGCUUCUUCAUUGCAGCAGGUUGGCGGAAGCCUUGAUGGAAGCGUCCAUCUCUUCUCUGGUGCAGUCGCAUGCUCUUGCCCACCAUGAGAUCUUGCAAAAGACCGCCUACUUCAACUUCACACAAGAGCAGAUCGUCUACUUCUCUUUGGCGUUCUCCUUUGGCAACAUGGGUUUUGCUUUGAUGGGCUUCGAUUCUGCGGAGGGACUGCAUCACCUGCCAGGCACAAGCAGAAGCUAUGCCGUGAAGCUUCUCGUGCUCGUGAUGCGGAUUGUCGAGGUUAGCUCCAGGAUCACCAGCAUCGCUUUGUUCAUCGUGUGCACACGCGGCUGGAUUCCCCUUGAGUUUGCGGACAGCUGGCCGCAGCCUCUGCAGUUUCUGUGCAAGAGCUUCCUUCUGACCGCGGGCCCUUGUUUGGUUCUGAUGGACUUCCUGGUGCUUAUCGUCUGGAUUUGGGUGAGCGGUGGUGACAUCGCGAAAGCCUUUCUCAGUGUGCUGUGCUGCAUGAACCCCUUGUUGGAGAAGGGCAAUCCCUUCACAGUGCAAGUGGAUUUGUACUACGCAAUGCGGUUUGUGGAGUUUUUUCUUGCAGCUGUCGGUGUGUACUGUUGGGUUUCCGACGCGGAACCGGUCGUUAAAGCUCUUGAAGGAAACCUUCUGCUACUGCGUGUUUGUUUGGCUUCCACGCUCCUUUCAUUCUUUCUACUUCCCAUUGUGCGCCACCUGGCAGAGCCCGCCCUCUUGCAGGAGGAGAUGGAGUGCGAAGCCCUUUCUGGAGCCUCAGAAGCGUCUCCUGAAAGCCUUGAUCUGCUCCAACCCUGA
Messenger RNA from Symbiodinium sp. CCMP2456, 1365 nucleotides. Lineage: Eukaryota; Dinophyceae; Suessiales; Symbiodiniaceae. The record is from the annotation of a GenBank genome assembly.